AGUAAUUCUUUUGUUUUGUUUUGUUUUACUUAAUGAAAAUUUCCAAACAUAUUAAAAAUAGAGGGAAUGUACCCGCACACCCAGUAUCCCCCAGUUGACCUGACGCCCACCAUUGCUUUUGAGCCCGAGGCAGGAGAUAACCACAGAUGUCUGGUCCUGGGUAGCUCAGGCUUUCAGGGCCAUGAGUGCCUUCAUGAGCCGAAGGCCGUUGUAGGGUUCUUGGCAGGACUCAGUCGCACAGUUUCAAGGGCCUAAGUUGAAAUUCACAGAAGCUGAGCAGCAGGCGUUAUGGAGCCAGGUGUCGAGCAUGUGCAUGUUUGUUGGGUAUCAGAGAACAGAGAAGACCUCCCCCUGCCUGCUGCCCCUCCCUAUGGGGCAGUGGCACAUGCCAGUGUUCUUGAUGUCCACAUGCCUUUGCCACUCCAUUAGCAUCACUGGGCAGGAGGUACCACAGUAGUUUUUGGUGGAGGUGGGUAUCACCAGGGGUGCUUGGGUGUGAGCUCCCACACUACAGUCUGGAGGCUCACACCAUCCUUGCAUACAUGACCUGUCUGUCUUGGAUAUUCUGCCUUAUUUUGGAAUGCCAUCCUUGCCUGUGAUUUUUCACUUCUGUAAAAGCAGAACAUGGGGUUUGAAUAGGCCUUUGGUGUAACUAGCUAUGGCAAGAAUCUCUUUUGAGAUGGGCUCCUUAGGGGUACAGUGUUCUGAGCUGCUUUUGUGGCCUUUUCCAGAAGCCACAAAAUGGCUCUGGAGAUAAACAGGCUUGUGCUACAGAGCCCCAGCACUGGGCACCUGGUGCGCAGGAGCUGAGGCGCAGCCUGUGGUUAAUUGGUAAUAAUCAUGUCCCUGUGUCUGUGCGGUAGGGGCUGUUUCUCUCAUUUCAUACCCCAGUAUCCGCUGGUCAGCUGGAAUGUGUGUGGGUAAUGUAUAAAGGGAAUGUGACAUUCUGAUUUGCCUGCAACAUUUCAGUGUUGCCUAGUUGGAAGGCCAGGUUUAUGGGUCCAAAUUGUCCAUAGCACAGAAGACCAUUUAUCAGGUAAAGCCUGUAGACCCUCUUGCACACAGCUGUAACCAAAAGGACUAACAAAAGGAGCGCAGCUGAAGGUGAGUGGGUUUCCUCCAUGUGUGUUUUCUCAUGUUCUUGAAGGCAGGUCACGCUGCAGGCUCUUCCGCCCGGCUGUGACUCACGCCAGGUGCUGCAGUGCCUCCCGUACUUGGAUCUUGGUAUAUUUGAGAAGGAAUUUAUGAGCUUAGGAACUGGGGAGAAGUGGUGCAGAGGCUGCUACCUUGAGCUGCCACCUGUCAGGCAAGCUCUCCACCUGGCUGUGACCUCUGCUUCCUGGAGACACAUCCGCAGGCUUUCCUCACACAAACACGGUUUUUUCUCUCUUAUGGAUCACGGUGUUUGAAUGAUAGCUGUGAUAAUUUUCCCAACUGGCUUUGAAAGUGAAGCAAACAGACCCGUCACCAAGGAUUCUCUGCCGUGGAGGGUCAUGGAGGAACGGAAGAGGUGCUGGCGGUCACCUUGGCCCAGGGUUCGUCCCUGCUCAUCUACAGACUUGUGUGCCCAUCCAGUCCUCACUGGGUCCUCUAGGUUUAGAAAUGUUGAACACUAGUUCUUGUAAGAUUCAGCGAGUUCACCAACACUGAAAAAUAUGAACUGCUCCAGAACCUGGAAGGAGGAUUCCAUGUAGCACCCACGCUGUGCGAGUCCGUUUGUCAUCAUUGCUGAGUUCAUCUUUCGGAUUUCGAGCGCUGUCUCACACGGUUCUUUGUCUUUUUCCAGUCUGCCGUUGACAGGAUUAGCCCAGCACGAAAGGUGCCCCACCUUUGCAGGCCUCCUGCAUGUGGUGUUCCCUGCUCUGGCCUUCCCUCUUAUUGCUACCGGUCAUUCGUGGCAGAGGAAGGUGUCAUCUGUCAGUCUCUCUUUUUUUUUGGCCUCCUUGUCUUGAGAAUUGUAGUUGGGCUAGAAGGGUGCAGGGCUAAGUGGGGUGCAAAGCCCCAGGCUCCUGUCUGGCUUGUCUUGGUUUACAAGAAGCUGUGCUGGGGUCUCUGCAGGGGUGUGUGGAGGUGGAGGCUGACAGCAGGGAUGCCACACAUGCAGCGAGGCAUGGAUUUGCUUUAAAACGUCUCCAGCGUCAUCCCCUCAGAGCAGCACUGGAAAUAAACAAGCAGACGUGACGGGGGGCAGGCCCAGCAAGCGGGGGUAGCGCAGCCCUGCAGAAGCAGAAGGCUGAUGGGUGCUGGCUGUCACUGCCCUGUCAGCAAGGCCACCUCUGUCCUUGAAAACCCAGGUGUUCACUGUCUACUGUCCUACAUAAUUUUUCACCUUAAGCCUCAAAGAUUCUUGGGUGUGGGGCAGCUCACAGAAUCAACCAGAAGGCUGGAGAGCCUCCAUCUGGCCACUACCAGCACCCAGCUUUAUAACAUCCCUGUGAGAUGGACUUGUCGCCCACCCACCAUUUCCUGCAUGGCCUGUUCCUCAGUUCAUCCAGACUUCACUCAGGUGUCCAGAGGUGCCUCCUCAGCCCAAUCUAUUUUUCUUUUUUUUGAGACGGAAUCUUGCUCUUGUCCAGGCUGGAGUGCAAUGGCACCAUCUUGGCUCACCGCAACCACUGCCUCCUGGGUUCAAGCAAUUCUGCCUCAACCUCCAGAGUAGCUGGGAUUACGGGUGUUAGGCACCACGCCCAGCUAGUUUUGUAUUUUUAGUAGAGAUGGGGUUUCUCCAUGUUGAUCAGGCUGGUCUCAAACUCGACCUCCCAAAGGGUCGGGAUUACAGGUGUGAGCCACCAUGCCUGGCCAGCUCAACUUAUUUGAAGUAACACCCCUUCCCUACCACUUUCAUUUCUUCGAUUUUUGUCUACGUGCCCCCGAACAUCAGCUCCAGGAGGAAGGGAACUUUAGGUAACCAGAUGACAGAUGUCCGCUGCAGCAUGAUUUCCUUGAUAGGGAAUCACCAUCAAAGAGUGAGUGGAAGCCAACCACCAGAAAGAGGAUGCAAUUGACAGCAAUACAUUUAGCAGCACUUUUCCUGGCUGUGAGCAACGGCUGUCUGGGGUGAUAAACCUCUGCCACCAUCUUUUCACCCUACCCUACAUCAGCGAUGGUGAAAGCAUGGCCUUGCCUUUUCAGGUGCUGGUGUCUUUAAGAUCUGUUCACCUCUAGGCUCUGGGAGCAGGCCCUGCCAGGCAGUGGUUUGGGCUGCUGGAGACCUGAGGGCUGAGGGGGAGGGGCAGGGAUAAAUGUGGUUCUGAUCUGAGUUCAGGACCCUGCCUGUGGCUCUCAACCCUUGGGUUGGCGGCUGCGGCCUGGAGAAUGAACUGAGGUGUGCCUUGGUGGAGGUGAGGGUGAGGGCUCGAGGUGCAGACCCUGCCGCCUCCUGGGGAAAGGCGUGGUGGGGGGAUGCAGCAGAGCCGGGUAGGGCUGCAUGGUCAAGGCCUUCCCCUGCUGGCUUCAUCCUGGAAGCAUCGGCUGCGAAGAUGCUGGCCAGCACCAGAGUUGCCCACCUCUCCCAUGCUUGGUCCAAGGGCUCAGGAGUGGACCCAUCCCUGCCCUGAAAGAUCCAUUUUAAAAAUCGGUGACCCUGGAAUUCUGUCUUUGCACUUAGUUAAGACUUUAUCCCCACUUCUGUUUGAUCUGCACCCACCCUGUGAGGUGGGCACUGCCAUCACCCCCCAUUUUAUAGACAGAGGUCCCCAUGGCUCCCUGUUGUGUCCAAGGGAUGGGGGGCACCUCCGGGACCUCCAGAGAUUCCUCACCCAGAUCCUUCUCUGAAGCCCCAGUCAGACCGGACUGCGUUGGGAAUCCCCCACUACCCCCACGAUAACCUCAGCUGGGGCUGAGCUAGAGUGCGUUGGAUCAGCCAGGGCAGCCUUAGGCCCCCUUCCUGUGGGGCAGCAGGGAGGGACGUCAGCAGGGUGGGGCGGGCACCCGAGUGGUAUGCCCCGCCCCACCGCCCGCCCUGGUGGCCGUCUGGGGGCGACAAGUCCGGGGAGCACCAGACGGAAGCGCCUCUGGGACUGACACGUGGACUUGGGCGGUGCUGCUGGGUGGGUCUGCCAGGCUGGGAAGCAGCCCCGGGACACCGCUGUGCCCACGCUGUCUGAGCGCCCCAAGCCCUAUGCAGCCACCCCAAGAGGAGGCCCACAGGGACUCGGCCGGGGACACCCAAUGGUCCAGGCCUGAGUGCCAGGCGUGGACGGGGACGCUGCUGCUGGGCACCUGCCUGCUGUACUGCGCCCGCGCCAGCAUGCCCAUCUGCACGGUCUCCAUGAGCCAGGACUUCGGCUGGAACAAGAAGGAGGCUGGCAUUGUGCUCAGCAGCUUCUUCUGGGGCUACUGCCUGACGCAGGUUGUGGGUGGCCACCUCGGGGACCGGAUUGGGGGUGAGAAGGUCAUUUUGCUGUCAGCCUCUGCCUGGGGCUCCAUCACGGCUGUCACCCCACUGCUUGCCCACCUGGGCAGUGCCCACCUGGCCUUUAUGACCUUCUCACGCAUCCUCAUGGGCUUGCUCCAAGGUGCGGGAGAGCGAGCGAGCCUUCACCUACAGCACCGUGGGCGCUGGUUCCCAGUUUGGGACCCUGCUGACCGGGGCGGUGGGCUCCCUGCUCCUGGAAUGGUACAGCUGGCAGAGCGUCUUCUAUUUCUCUGGCAGCCUCACCUUACUUUGGGUGUGGUACGUGUACAGACCUUGUCCCAGCCUCGGGUGUCCUGGCCCCAGGCCUGCUGGUGUCCAGGCACAACAGAGUUCCCUGGAGGCGGCUCUUCCAGAAGCCUGCUGUCUGGUGAGCCCCUCAGAGCAGUGGCAGGGCUGGUGACCAUGGGGUGUGAGCCUGGCUGGAUCCGACAGGCCCUGAGGCCCAGGGCUCAGAGGGCGGCCGUCUUCUCCCAGCUGUCAGCAGCCUGCUCCUUCUUUGUGCUCCUUUCCUGGCUGCCCACCUUCUUCAAGGAGACCUUCCCAGACGCCAAGGGCUGGAUCUUCAACGUGGUGCCUUGGUUGGUGGCGAUUCCUGCCAGUGUAUUCAGCGGGUGUCUCUCUGAUCAUCUCAUCAAUCAGGGUUACAGAGCCAUCACAGUGCGGAAGCUCAUGCAGGGCAUGGGCCUUGGUCUCUCCAGUGUCUUUGCUCUGUGCCUGGGCCACACCUCGAGCUUCUCCAAGUCCGUGGUCUUUGCAUCAGCUUCCAUCUGCCUCCAGACCUUCAACCACAGUGGCAUUUCCGUGAACAUCCAGGACUUGGCCCCGUCCUGCGCUGGCUUUCUGUUUGGUGUGGCCAACACAGCUGGGGCCUUGGCAGGUGUUGUGGGCGUGUGUCUGGGCGGCUACCUGAUCGAGACCACGGGCUCGUGGACUUGCCUGUUCAACCUGGUGGCCAUCAUCAGCAACCUGGGGCUGUGCACCUUCCUGCUGUUUGGACAGGCCCAGAGGGUGGACCUGAGCCCCACCCGCGAGGACCUCUAGCUCCCAACCCUGCAGCCUCUCCCAGGACCCAGACGCCAGCAGCCCAGGAAAGAGGGGACUCAAUUUGAGGGACAUGGUCACUCCACCUCAGACGCAUGAGCAGAGAGGAACUCAAACCACUGUGGAGCCUGAGGCUCCUUGAGGAGUUCACACCCGCUGGCGGGGUUGGGGAAUGGGCCUGGGUCCAGGCCAGGCUCGCUGCUCUCUGGGCCUCAGUUCCCCCACCUGCCAGUGGGCUCGGCCCUGCCCUCCUUACAGGCUGGUGUGGCCGUUGGUGUGAGUGGGAUUAGCAUUAAUAGGCACAGCCUCAUUCCCGCUGCCAUCUGUCCUGCGUGGUCCCGGCAAGCCCCCUGCUGGGCCUUCCUGCUAAUGUGGGGCUGGUGCCAGGCUGCAGUCUCCACAAGCCCAGCCCGCUUUGCUGUGUCUCUGGUGGGCUGUCCUCCAUGGUGGGGGCCAUCCUGUGCACUACAGGAGGCUUAAAGGCAUCCCUAACCUCUACCCACCCCAUGCCAGCAGCACCUACCCUCCCUCUCCCUCCUCUUAAUCAAAUAACACCCAGAAAUGUCUCCAGACUCUGCCCAGCCUCCCCGGUAGCCAGUCUCUAGACAGCCUUAGAAUCUCAGCAGCCUGACAGAGACCUCCAGGUGCUCCAACACACAUAGCUUUCCCAGGCCUGGUGAUUCUGCUCUCCAGGGACGGUCAGCACCUUCCUGGGGGGGGGGGGGCAUGCACCCCAGAACACACAGACCCACCUUUCUGGUGUUCUUUCUACCUCCCUUUUCAUUCCCUGAAGAACUGGUGGUUUCAUGAGUUAAUGAUACAUCCUGCAAGAUGUCCAUGUGGAGAAAAAAAAAAACCCAAAAAUGUGGAAAAGCACGCGGAGCCUUAUUUAAGUAAUAACUAUUAAACUAUUCAAAAAGAA
Callithrix jacchus (white-tufted-ear marmoset) is the source of this 6380-nucleotide messenger RNA. The record is from RefSeq and is a predicted model, not a curated record. NCBI's taxonomy places the organism in Eukaryota, Metazoa, Chordata, Mammalia, Primates, Cebidae.